This is a messenger RNA of Ananas comosus (pineapple), 2769 nucleotides long. RefSeq names its product probable LRR receptor-like serine/threonine-protein kinase At1g34110. Gene Ontology annotation, biological process: protein phosphorylation. The coding region runs from base 89 to 2083 and encodes 664 amino acids. Lineage: Eukaryota; Viridiplantae; Streptophyta; Magnoliopsida; Poales; Bromeliaceae. The transcript has 4 exons. Gene Ontology annotation, molecular function: protein kinase activity; ATP binding; receptor serine/threonine kinase binding. The record is from RefSeq and is a predicted model, not a curated record.
CUUCUUCCCCCACAACACCAUAUAGAGAGAGAGAGAGAGAGAGAGAGAGAGAGAGAGAGAGACUCACUUGCUCAUCGACAUUGGCGACAUGGGUUCUCUCCCUUUCGUGCUCUCCCUCGUCGUCGUCCUCCACCUGUGCUCGGCGGAGGGGAGCUCCGAGGUGGGCGCGCUCAUGGCGCUGAAGCGGGCGCUGGACCCGCAGGGGCGAGCGCUCGCUUCGUGGGCGCCCAUGGCGGACCCGUGCGGUGGGGGCUUCGAGGGGGUGGCGUGCGACGCGCGCGGAAGGGUCGCGAACAUCUCCCUGCAGGGGCGCGGCCUCGCCGGGUCCAUCUCCCCCGCGGUGGCGCAGCUCCGGGGCCUCUCGGGGCUCUACUUGCACUACAACGAGCUCAGGGGGGAGAUACCCAGGGAGAUUGGGACCUUAGCGGAGCUCACGGAUCUCUACCUCAACGUUAAUAACCUCUCCGGGGGGAUCCCCGUGGAGUUUGGGAACUUGGGGAGUCUCCAAGUUCUGCAACUCUGCUACAACCAGCUAACAGGGAGCAUACCAACCCAGCUUGGGCUUUUGAAGAAGCUCAAUGUGCUCGCUUUGCAAUCCAAUCGCCUAAACGGCGCGAUUCCGGCUACCUUGGGAGACCUCUCGCAGCUAAUAAGAUUGGAUUUAAGCUUCAAUCACCUCUUCGGGUCGAUCCCGACUAAAUUAGCUCAACUCCCUGAGCUUGUAUACUUAGAUCUUCGCAACAACUCGCUUUCCGGCAAUGUCCCUUCCGAUUUGAAGAGAUUGCAAGAAGGUUUUCAAUAUGAGAACAACACUGAUAUGUGCGGAACUGGAUUCAAUUCUUUAAGAACUUGCACUUCUGCGGAUCUCCUAAACCCUACCCGGCCCGAACCGUUUAGUGCCGGCGUCGCCCCGCACGCAAUUCCCCAAUCAGUUAACACCGCUGGCCGUUGCGAUACAAACCACUGCUCUCACUCUUUGAAAUCUUCUUCAGUGGCCGCCAUUUCCUCCGUUUCUAUAAUCGCGCUCCUGGGGUUUAUAUUCGGGCUAAUUGCAUUCUCGAGGUAUAGAAGCCGUAAGCAAAACCGUGGUAGCGCUCCAAUUAUUUCCACUAAUAACUCGUGUCGUAGAAGUGCUUCUUCUCUCAUCAACCUCGACUACUCUAAUGGUUGGGAUCCUUUAGCCGAUGGGAAAAGUGCUCUUGGGUUCUCCGAAGAAGUUUCAACGAGCUUUCGUUUCAAUCUUGAGGAAGUGGAGUUUGCCACUCAAUACUUCUCGGAGGUGAAUUUACUUGUGAAAAAAUCGAAUUCUUUAGCUACUUAUAAAGGGAUUUUGCGGGACGGGAGUGCGGUGGUGGUGAAGAGGAUAAGCAAGACAAGUUGCAAGUCGGAAGAGGCCGAUUUUCUACACGGGUUGAAGAUAAUUACUUCUUUAAAGCACGAUAAUAUUGUUAAGUUGAGGGGUAUUUGUUGCUCUCGAGGGAGGGGGGAGUGUUUUCUUGUUUACGAUUUCGUUCGUAACGGGAGUUUGUUGCGGUAUUUGGACGUGAACGGCGAAGAGAUCAAUCGCGUUCUCGAGUGGGCCACGAGAGUUUCCAUCAUCAAAGGCAUUGCUAAAGGGAUACAGUACCUCCACAGCGAAACCCUAAACAAGCCUUCUCUAAUCCACCAAAACAUAUCCGCGGAGAAAAUUCUACUUGACCAAAAUUUCAAGCCUCUAAUCUCCAGCUCAGGCCUUCAUAACCUAUUAGCCGAUGAUGUCAUCUUCGCAACCCUAAAGGCAAGCGCCGCUAUGGGUUACUUAGCUCCAGAGUACGGAACCGUUGGUCGCUUCACCGAGAAAAGUGAUGUUUACGCUUUUGGGAUCAUCAUCUUCCAAGUGAUUUCGGGAAAAAGGAUGACCGCAGAAUUAAGGCUAUUGGCGGAAUCAGGUAAGCUCGAGGAUCUCAUCGAUGGGAACUUGAAGGGGGAGUAUUCGAAGGAAGAGGCCACUAAAUUGGGGCGCGAUGCGUUGGUUUGCACAAGCGAAGAUCCGAACAGAAGGCCAACAAUGGAGGCCUUGCUUCAAGAAUUCGGAGAUAUAUAACUCAUGAUAGUGUUGUUCUUCAAGUUGCAUGGACUCAAGGUAAAUUACGGCGGUAGUGCUCUAACUUUUUCUUUGUGAAGUUUUAUUUCAGUUGUCGAACUUAAAGUUUAUGCAUUAUGCACAUUGAACUCGCGCGUGUAAGUGUUCUACUAUAAUCCCCCUAAUCAACACUAGUAAGUAAGAGUAACAAGGAUGCACCAACACGCCGACAUGCACUCGAUCUGUAGCCACGCAAUUGAUUGGGAGGAUUACAAUGAAUCGCUUAUUCUGGAUUUCAAAUGCUUAAGUUUAAAGUUAAAGUUCGAGGACUAAAGUUAAUCUUUUUGGAAACUUCGCGGUUAAUUGCACUAAACCUUUAUAUUCACCAGCUAAAGGGAAGUGGAAGUACUGCAUCAUGGUUGCUAACUACUAACUCUAGAAGCUUCUAGGAUUCCAUUUCUCAAGGAUCUUUGAUAUCUUAGUGUGCUAAUUCCACUGUAUUAAUAUUAACCUUAAUCCUUGUUGUUUAUGGGAGCAUGUGAUCUCUCUCUUAUCUUUCUAGACCUUUUUUUUUUUUUUUUUUUUUUGGCCUGGUGGGGACUCUUGUGAACCAAUGUACUAUAUUAAUUUAAAUGUUGUGUGGAUUUUUGGGUGAGUCCAUUGUGGAAGAGCCAAAGUGUUAAGGCAACAUGUGAGUUUAAAUUUUU